Panicum hallii is the source of this 1790-nucleotide messenger RNA. RefSeq names its product cell division control protein 6 homolog. The record is from RefSeq and is a predicted model, not a curated record. Bases 1 to 1437 code for a protein of 478 amino acids. Gene Ontology annotation, cellular component: nucleus. Gene Ontology annotation, molecular function: ATP hydrolysis activity; DNA replication origin binding. Gene Ontology annotation, biological process: mitotic DNA replication checkpoint signaling; DNA replication initiation; cell division. NCBI's taxonomy places the organism in Eukaryota, Viridiplantae, Streptophyta, Magnoliopsida, Poales, Poaceae. The transcript has 17 exons.
AUGCCGACCCUCCGCAGCGCCACGACGGGCGCGUCCCCCGCCGCGGCCAGCACGCCGCGCAGCGUCAAGCGCCGGCUGACGUCGCCGGGCGCGUCGCGGCACACCUCCCCUCACCGGUCCCCGCACGCCGGCGCCGGAACGGUAUGCACCCCGAAGCUGCUGUCCGCGUCGCCCAAGUCCUCGAGGAAGCGGCUCUACGGCGACCUUGUCGCGGCCGAGAAGCCUAAGUGGAAUCCCCGAGAUCCCGCGCAGAUGAGGGCUGUCAAGGAGGCGCUGCACGUGGCAACGGUGCCGUCAUAUGAGUUGGUUUGCCGGGACAAUGAGCAGAGGCGCGUGUUUGAGUUCUGCAAGGCGUGCGUCCAGCAGGAGAAGGCUGGGAGCCUGUAUGUCUGCGGGUGCCCCGGCACAGGGAAGACCUUAUCCAUAAACAAGGUCAAGCAGAGCUUGGUGUGUUGGGCAGAUGAGAUGGGAAUGUUGACACCCGACUCACUAACAAUCAAUUGUACAAACCUAGCAAACACAUCCGAGAUUUUUAGCAAGAUACUAGGACAAUUUCAGAACCGAAAGAAGGGAAGGGGCAAACUGUCACCACUUCAGCAACUUCAGAGCAUGUUUUCCAACAAGGAAUCAGCUCCAAGAAGAAUGAUGUUGGUCAUUGUGGAUGAGAUGGACUACUUAAUAACAAGAGAUCGGGCUGUGCUACAUGAUAUUUUCAUGCUUAUGACUUGCCCAUAUUCAAGAUGCAUACUAAUAGGAAUUGCAAAUGCCAUAGACCUAGCAGAUCGGUUUCUUCCAAAGCUUGAAUCCUUAAAUUGCAAACCUCUUGUUGUAACUUUCCGUGCAUAUUCCAAGGAUCAAAUAUCUGACAUAAUUAAACAUAGACUAAAGGUUCUAGAGUAUGAUGUUUUUGAACCACUGGCCCUGGAGUUUUGUGCUAGAAAAGUCGCAGCAGCCACUGGUGACAUGAGAAAGGCUCUAGGUGUCUGCAGGAGUGCUGUGGAGGUUCUUGAAGCAAAGCUACAAGAUUCUUCUGAUCAAGAAUUAGGAAUAGUGACAUUUGACCAUAUGGAUAUAGCCUUGUCAAAGGCAUUCAAGUCAGCAGUAGUAGAUAGCAUACUGUGUCUUCCCCAACAACAACAGAUGGUACUGUGUGCAUUGGCAAAUACUUUCCAGCAUUGCAAGAAAAAGGCUACUACUCUAGGAGAGCUUAACAAAUCAUACAUCGAAAUCUGUAGAUCAACCCAAGUCCCAGCAGUUGGAAUGCUUGAAUUUUCUAACAUGUGCAUGAUUUUGAGUGAUCAGGGAUUCAUGAAGCUAGGGCAAUCCAAGGAAGAUAAGCUUAGGAGAGUGACACUUAAGAUUGACAUUUCAGAUAUUGGUUUUGCAUUUAAGGGAAAUCGUUUCUUUCAAAAAUGCCUGGAGCAGCCAAGAUGCUAGCUAGACUCAUAGUUACACCAUGCAGCCAAUUGUGGCUAUACAUUUUUUGUGAAUUGACAUUAUCGAGCACCAACAAUUACAACCCUGGAUGCGCAAACACUCAGGUGUUGUCGUUCUACAUGGAGUGCGGAGAGAAGUGUACAUGUGAUGAGUUGUAUUUUCUAUACACAAUUCUUGCAAAAGAUAGAUGACUGUAUUCUGAUUAUUUUUUUCAAUUUUUACUCUUCCAAAACUGAUUGAUUAUGUAGCUAAACACUAGCAUAGCAAUAACAUUUGUUGUAACAUUCCUUGCUGGAAGUUGGAUUCUGCAACGAUAAAAGCUGGAAUCAUGUAAUGUAUUUUGGCCAAAUCAG